AUGAGUAGGCUUAACUGUUUCCUUGUUUCUAGUAGCAUUGUCUCUUCUUGGGGUGUGGUUGGCCAACUCAUUGGUGUUAGAGACAUCUCGGAUCAUUGCCCAGUUUGGCUUAUGACGGAUAAUUUGGAUUGGGGACCUAAACCAUUUAGAUUUAACAACGAGUGGCUUUCGCUUGAUUCUUUCCUUCCGUUUAUGGAGAAAGAAUGGAAGGAUAUGAAGGUGGAAGAAAGAGGUGAUUUUAUUUUAAAGGAAAAGCUCCGAUUAUUAAAAGAUAAACUUAGAAGGUGGAACAAAGAGGUUUUCAGGAAGAUAGAGUUGGAGAUGGAAGAUGGUGUCUGGGAUUUGAAUAUCGCUGAUGAAAGGUUAGUUUCGAAUCAUCUUGCUUCUUUUGAUGAUAAUCUUGCUUGUAGGAAACAAUCUAGUGUUAGAUUUUGGAGGAAUUUGAAAAUUAAAGAGAAUAUGCUUCUUCAAAAAUCUAGAGUGAAGUGGAUUAAGGAGGGAGAUUCCAAUAGCGGUUUUUUUCACAAGGUGAUGAAACAAAGGAGAAGGAUUAAUCAUUUAGGGUCGAUUAUCACUCCGGAAGGAGUGGUGGAAUCGGUAGAAGAUGCUAAAGAGGCGGUUUUCAAUUUUUUUCAAGAACAAAUUCGUGUAACUGGAGGAGACUAG
This is a messenger RNA of Vicia villosa (hairy vetch), 666 nucleotides long. RefSeq lists its product as uncharacterized. The coding region runs from base 1 to 666 and encodes 221 amino acids. The transcript has a single exon. The record is from RefSeq and is a predicted model, not a curated record. Lineage: Eukaryota; Viridiplantae; Streptophyta; Magnoliopsida; Fabales; Fabaceae.